ACAAAACGAUAUUCACGAGGUCGGAGGUAGGUAAUGUGAACCCAAUUGCAAUCAUUGCUAAAAUUCAAAACUAAUACUAUCAAGUCAAAAAAGACAUAGGCCACUUAUUACAAACGUCCACACAAGCUUCCUUGACGAUUCCUCCGGCCUCCAUUACCAAUUUUUCUACAAAAUUUCUUCAAUAUUUUUGACAUAAUUCGCAGGCGCCCAAUCAGGAUAGUUGGCCUUGUCGAGAUGCAUUACAUUCGUUGACCAAGUUUUUUUGAAUGAAAUCCCACAAAUCUAUCAGUUGAGCUAGAUGAGCUGCACUAGUAGCUAAAAAAGAACCACUCCAUUCUUGUUUGUUUCUAUCUCUACUAUGAUACAGAUUCCUUCGUUUCUUUGAAACCCUCUCCUUAACUGAACUUAUGGCUACUCACAGCUGCCCGCCAAGUGGACUCAAUGCAAAAUAUUAUGUUGGUAAUAAUGGAGAGUGUAUGAGACAGAGUAGCUUUUUUCAAGGCCAACCAGUGCUAAAUCAAGGCGUCGGGUACUCUGUAAUACUGGGGUUUGGUGCCUUCUUUGCUGUUUUCACUUCAUUCCUGGUAUGGUUAGAACGGCGCUAUGUUGGAUCUCGACAUACAUCUGAAUGGUUUAACACAGCUGGUAGAAAUGUCAAAACAGGGCUCAUAGCCAGUGUAAUUGUAUCCCAGUGGACAUGGGCUGCAACUAUUUUACAGAGUUCAAAUGUUGCUUGGGAAUAUGGAGUCAGUGGGCCUUUUUGGUAUGCAAGCGGUGCUACAAUUCAGGUUCUCUUGUUCGGAAUUAUGGCUAUUGAAAUCAAAAGAAAGGCUCCCUAUGCGCACACUGUUUGUGAGAUUGUACGCGCUAGAUGGGGCUCUGCUGCACACGUUGUCUUCCUAGCAUUUUGUUUUCUGACAAACAUCAUUGUGACAGCAAUGCUACUGCUGGGCGGUUCUGCUGUUGUAAAUGCUCUGACUGGUGUAAACAUAUAUGCUGCUAGCUUUCUGAUUCCACUUGGUGUCAUCGUUUACACAAUUGCAGGAGGACUGAAAGCUACUUUUUUAGCUAGCUAUAUACAUUCAGUUAUUGUUCACAUAGUUUUGGUGGUAUUUGUAUAUUUAGUGUAUACAUCAAGUUCUGAGCUGGGGAGUCCAAAGAUUGUGUAUGAAAAAAUUCUUAUGGUUGCAAGCAAAUCAAGAAGCUGCAUAGAACCAUUGUCACACGAAGGGCAGGCAUGUGGUCCUGUAAGCGGGAAUCAUGGAGGUUCAUACCUCACCAUGUUGAGUUCUGGGGGCCUUGUUUUUGGCAUCAUAAAUAUUGUCGGCAACUUUGGUACCGUCUUUGUGGACAAUGGAUAUUGGGUCAGUGCUAUAGCAGCACGGCCAUCCUCCACCCACAAAGGUUACUUGCUCGGAGGUCUUGUUUGGUUUGCUGUUCCAUUUUCACUGGCAACAUCAUUGGGCCUUGGUGCUUUAGCUCUUGAUCUACCGUUGACAGCAAGUGAGGCUAGCCAUGGACUGGUACCACCUGCUACAGCAAUUGCUCUCAUGGGAAAGGGUGGUGCUGUAUUGCUUCUUACAAUGUUAUUCAUGGCGGUGACAUCUGCUGGUUCCUCGGAGCUCAUUGCAGUGUCUUCACUAUGCACUUAUGACAUCUACCGAACUUAUGUCAAUCCCAAAGCCGAUGGGAAGCAGAUCCUCAAAGUCUCCAGGGCAGUGGUUCUCGUGUUUGGAUGCCUUAUGGGUGUCCUGGCAGUGGUGCUGAACAAGGCUGGAAUCUCUUUGGGAUGGAUGUACUUAGCAAUGGGGGUGCUAAUUGGUUCAGCUGUAAUGCCCAUAGCUUUCCUACUCCUAUGGAGAAAAGCCAAUGCAGUGGGAGCAAUAUCAGGAACAAUAGGAGGCUGUAUAUUCGGAAUAACUACAUGGCUUUCUGUGACAAGUAUAGAAUAUGGAAGGGUAAAUCUUGACACAACAGGAAGGAAUGCACCCAUGCUUGCUGGGAACCUGGUGUCGAUACUAUCAGGUGGUCUAAUUCAUGCAGUCUGUAGUUUUCUUUGGCCCCAAAACUAUGACUGGGAAACAACCAAAUGCAUUACCAUGGUGGAGAUGGAUAAGACAGACUUACCUGCAGAAGAAUUCAAGGACGAAAGGCUGAGGAGAGCCAAAAUAUGGAUUGUCAAGUGGGGCAUGGGAUUUACUGUUGUAAUUGUGGUUUUGUGGCCCAUUCUUUCUCUCCCAGCUAAGGUUUUCAGCUCUGGGUACUUCACAUUCUGGGCUAUCAUAUCCAUUGCUUGGGGUAGUAUUGCUUCCCUGGUCAUUAUCAUACUUCCUUUGAUUGAAAGCAGGGAGACUAUUGGCAUGGUGCUGUUGGGCAUGCUUACAAAUGACAGUGUUGUGGAAAGGCUCGAGGAAAUAAAUUCCAGACUCAAAGCACUAAUGCAAGCAAUGCCUGAAGCAGAGAGACUGUAUUUGCUAGAAAAGGGAAGGAUCAAGAAAGAAGAAGCAAUGGAUGCAACCAAUGAUGAUAAUGCAAGUCCAAACCAUGUCUGAAUAUGUGAAAGCAAAAUCUAUAUAAAAUGAACUUAAAUCAAUAGUAAUGUAUUUUAUUAGUCCCUAUCAGCGUGACCGUUACAAGAAUCAGGUUUGUUUAACAAGUAAUUUAUUUCAUGUUCUUCUAGAUUAAUUGAAGGUUAUUUUUGUUGUCCUUUUAUA
Messenger RNA from Cryptomeria japonica (Japanese cedar), 2714 nucleotides. Its product is annotated as urea-proton symporter DUR3. Gene Ontology annotation, biological process: urea transmembrane transport. The transcript is spliced from 8 exons. Gene Ontology annotation, cellular component: plasma membrane. Bases 408 to 2552 code for a protein of 714 amino acids. The record is from RefSeq and is a predicted model, not a curated record. Gene Ontology annotation, molecular function: urea transmembrane transporter activity. NCBI's taxonomy places the organism in Eukaryota, Viridiplantae, Streptophyta, Pinopsida, Cupressales, Cupressaceae.